Molecule: messenger RNA, 1434 nt
Organism: Parasteatoda tepidariorum (common house spider)
Lineage: Eukaryota; Metazoa; Arthropoda; Arachnida; Araneae; Theridiidae
Gene: Su(P)
Product: prostaglandin E synthase Su(P)
Cellular component (GO): mitochondrion
Molecular function (GO): prostaglandin-E synthase activity
Source: RefSeq, a predicted model, not a curated record
AUUUUAUGUAACUGGGACUGUAGUUAUCAAUGUUAUAUAAACAUAUGAAAUUAAAGUCAAAUUCAAAACAAAAGUUUUGUACUUCAUAAUUGGGCACCGGUAGUUUAUUACCAUUAUGAAACCCACUAAUAUUUAACUAGAUUUAUGGUUUCUUAUUUUGUAAUUUAAUCAACGAAAACAUGGGCUCCAACUUUAGGCAUUGUUUUAGACUUUCGAGACUCUUAAAUUCAAAUACUAUAAUCAAGAAACAUAUCAGUCUUCCAGUAAAACAGUCAAUACUAUUUGCUAGUUCUACUGCUUAUUCAGGUGGUGGAAGAUCCUAUACUAAAGCUAUUUUAAUUAUUGGAGGAUUGGGUUUAGGAGGUGGUUUGUACGGAUAUUUAUCUGCACCGGAUCGAAAAAGAAAACCAUUGACCAGUCUCAUUGAAAAGAGUGAUUACACUAGAAAUGAUAAUAUACCUGACGUUAUUCCAUCUAGAGAAAUACUUGGGCCAGCUGAAAAUUUAGGAAUAGAAUUCACCCUUUACCAGUAUCAAACUUGUCCAUUUUGUUGUAAAGUCCGGGCUUUUUUGGAAUAUCAUGGUAUUCCAUAUAAGGUGGUUGAAGUUAAUCCUGUUAUGAGACAGCAAGUCAAGUUUUCUACUUCUUACAAAAAAGUUCCAAUUCUUAUCGCUCAUGAUAAAAACUCAAAUCAGAAGCACCAACUGAAUGACUCUACUGUUAUAAUUAGUAUAUUAGGUACAUAUCUCAAAAAUAUUGAGCAAGGACUACAGUCAGUUUUGCCCUUCUAUGCUCCUCAUGCUUACAAAGAUGAAAAUGGAAAAGUAAUUGAAGAAGUUCUGAAUAAAUAUUCGCUCAUGUUUGGGGAUAAUAUAGGAAAGGAUGAAAAUUAUGAAUCUAUAAAAAAAGAAAAGUAUUGGCGGAAGUGGGCUGAUGCAGAAUUUGUGCAUGUUCUCUCUCCAAACAUCUACCGUACAUAUGAUGAAGCACUUCAAUCUUUUAACUAUUUUUCUGAAGUUGGAGAAUGGGGAAAAAAUUUCUCUUCUUUUGAAAGAUUCAUUGUCAUUUACGUAGGAGCCACAGCUAUGUAUUUUAUUGGGAAAAGAUUAAAGAAAAAGUAUGCCUUGAAAGAUGAUGUUAGAGAAUCUUUAUAUGAUGCAUGCAAAGCAUGGAUGAAAGGAGUUGGAAAUAAAAGAAAAUUUAUGGGUGGUGAUUUACCAAAUCUGGCAGACUUAGCUGUCUAUGGAAUGCUCAACUCCAUUGAAGGUUGCUUAGCGUUUCAGGACUUGUUAGACAACACAAAUAUUGGAAAAUGGUAUUAUAGUGUAAAAGAAUCUGUUGCUAGUCAUGCUGGAUACCAGUCACUCAAAAUGUAGAAAUUAUUUGUAUAAUAUGUUUUAAGUUAACUAACAAUAAAAUAAUUAGUUUUAAAAA